AUGGCAUCCCUUAGCGAAGGGCUAUUCAAGUCCCUCCCGGCACCAAAGUACACAGGUGAAAAUGAGGAGCUUCCAGCACACGCCCAACGACGCGGACCAAGGGUGAUAGGUGCUGAUGCGAUUGAUGAGACUCAGCUAGUGGUGAAGAGGACUGGCCCGCCACCGUACGGAAAACGCGCAGGAUGGAGACCACGGUCAUUGGAAGAUUUUGGAGAUGGCGGCGCAUUCCCUGAGAUUGCUGUUGCUCAGUACCCCCUUGAUAUGGGCCGCAAAGAUGCGCCGAACAAGUCGAAUGCUUUGGCCCUGCAAGUCGAUGCUGAGGGUAAAGUGAAAUACGACUCCAUAGCAAAGCAGGGCCAUAACGAAAACAGAAUCGUACACGCAUCGUUUAAAGAUCUAAUUCCAUUACGACAGAGGGUAGAUAUGGGGGAGAUAUCAUUAGACAGGCCAUCACAGGAGGAGGUUAAUGCGCAAAUGGAAAAAACAAAGGCUGCCCUGGAGAAACUGGUUACCGGAGCAGUUUCAGCUCAGAAGCCAAAGAACGUCGCCACAGGAAAGAGGAGCGAGCCUACAUUUGUCCGAUAUACCCCUGCAAACCAGAUGGGCAACACCAACCGCAAGAAUGAUCGGAUUAUGAAAAUUGUAGAAAAGCAAAUUGAUCCUCUUGAGCCCCCCAAAUUCAAACAUAAGAAAAUUCCAAGGGGCCCGCCGUCACCACCUCCACCAGUUUUACAUUCUCCUCCCAGGAAACUUACUGCUGAAGAUCAAGAAGCGUGGAGGAUCCCCCCACCGGUAUCAAACUGGAAAAAUCCAAAGGGUUACACGGUCCCUCUUGAUAAACGAUUGGCGGCCGAUGGAAGGGGGUUGCAAGACGUUUCCAUUAAUGAUAAAUUUGCCCAGUUCGCAGAAGCCUUGUUCACUGCUGAUCGACAUGCUCGUGAGGAAGUGAAACAACGAGCACAGAUGCAACAGAAACUGGCUGAGAAGGAAAAGGCCAAGAAAGAAGAGCAUCUACGGCAGCUUGCUCAGAAAGCAAGAGAGGCUAGAGCUGGAGCGUCGAGCAGCCGUAAUGAGUCCCGCGCCAGAUCCAGAUCUCGCAGUGGUAGUCGAAGCCCUUCGCCUUAUUCUUCUAGAUCACCUAGCCCAGACGGGGAAGACGAAGCUGUACGAGAACGUGAGAGGAGACGCCGCGAAAGACGCCAGGAAGAUGAAAGGAAGCUACGCCAAUCCAGAAUGGGCGCCGAACGCCGUGUUCAGGUUAUGGCUCGGGAGCAGAACCGAGAUAUAUCCGAAAAGAUUGCUUUGGGAUUGGCAAAACCGACACAGAGCAAGGAGACUAUGUACGAUUCUCGACUGUUCAACCAGACCAGUGGCUUGCAGAGCGGUUUCAAUGAGGAUCAACCGUAUGACAAGCCUCUUUUCGCUGCACAGGACGCUAUUAAUAGCAUAUACCGUCCUCGCGCUCAAAUGGACGAUGAAGAUGAAAAUGCUGGAGGAGCAGAAAUGGAUCGGAUAAACAGAGGCGGUCGCUUCGAGGUGCUAGGGCGUGCUAAGGAAGGUUUCAAAGGAACUGAGGACGCUGAGGCUCGCGAAGGCCCUGUCGAGUUUGAAAAGGAUACUGCAGAUCCCUUUGGUAUCGACGGAAUGAUUGCUGAAGUUACCGGAGGUCAAUCCGCUGGUGGACAGAAACGAUAUGGCAUCCAGGAGGCGGAGUCUAGCCAGCGAGGAUCAAAGAGAGCCCGCGUAGAAGAUGAUGACGAUGAAGACCGUGACCGAAGGAGAUAA
Nannizzia gypsea CBS 118893 is the source of this 1785-nucleotide messenger RNA. Its product is annotated as pre-mRNA-processing protein 45. The record is from RefSeq and is a predicted model, not a curated record. Gene Ontology annotation, cellular component: spliceosomal complex. Gene Ontology annotation, biological process: mRNA splicing, via spliceosome. The coding region runs from base 1 to 1785 and encodes 594 amino acids. The transcript is spliced from 3 exons. Lineage: Eukaryota; Fungi; Ascomycota; Eurotiomycetes; Onygenales; Arthrodermataceae.